Corythoichthys intestinalis (scribbled pipefish) is the source of this 5614-nucleotide messenger RNA. RefSeq names its product lysine demethylase 5Ba (gene kdm5ba). The record is from RefSeq and is a predicted model, not a curated record. Gene Ontology annotation, cellular component: chromatin; nucleus. NCBI's taxonomy places the organism in Eukaryota, Metazoa, Chordata, Actinopteri, Syngnathiformes, Syngnathidae. Gene Ontology annotation, biological process: regulation of DNA-templated transcription; chromatin remodeling. Bases 130 to 4737 code for a protein of 1535 amino acids. Gene Ontology annotation, molecular function: histone H3K4me/H3K4me2/H3K4me3 demethylase activity; DNA binding. The transcript is spliced from 26 exons.
UUUUUUGUAUGUCUGAAAACGUUUGUAACAAGUCAUUUCUGGGUGUCUACUUUUUAAAGCGGAUGCACAUAGUCUUCGUCUGUCAGGCAGCCAGCUCACGUCCAACUAGAUAAUUCGUCUGUGAGUUGAAUGAGUGGAGAAUGGGUACGGACUGAAAAUUUGGAUUACAAAGCGAACAAACUGAGUGUAGGCGACCAUUGGGCAUCAUUCAACGGGCAUCGCCACAAAGAUGCAAGAAUGACUCAACCUCAUCUGAAUGAGUUCAUUCCUCCCCCGGAGUGUCCUGUUUUUGAGCCCAGCUGGGAGGAAUUUGCGGACCCUUUUGCGUACAUCAACAAAAUACGACCCAUUGCGGAGAAAACUGGCAUCUGUAAAGUCCGACCACCACCGGAAUGGCAGCCACCAUUUGCCUGUGAUGUUGAAAGAUUGAAAUUCACACCAAGAAUUCAAAGGCUCAACGAGUUGGAGGCACAGACGAGAGUGAAGCUCAACUUUCUGGAUCAAAUAGCAAAAUUUUGGGAGCUUCAAGGAUGUACUCUAAAAAUCCCUCAUUUGGAAAGAAAGAGUUUGGAUCUCUACCAACUCAACAAGCUGGUUAAUGAGGAGGGAGGCUUUGAUGCCGUCUGCAGAGAGCGGCGCUGGACUAAAAUCUCUGUCAAGAUGGGCUUUGCUCCAGGCAAGGCAGUCGGCUCCCAUCUGCGGGCGCACUAUGAGCGGAUCCUCUACCCAUACAAUCUAUUCCAGACUGGAGACAAUCAGCCUAGAGCCACCUUGACUAAUGACACUAAGGAUAAGGUGUACACCCCUCAUGACCUGCCGCAGCGCCAGUCUGUACAGCCCCUUGAGAGCUGUAGCAUAGCUCGACGUGCAAAACGGAUGAGGGCUGAAAGAAGCUGCGUUAAAAGCGAAGCUGGGCAAGUUCGCAUGAAUCGUCCCAAUCUCAGGAGGAGAAUGGGAACAUAUGCUGCCAAGCAAGAGCCUGUGAGCAUGUUGAUGAAAGAAGAGCCUAUUGAAUAUGAAGUUACUGAAGGUUGUGAAGAAAUUAUGUUAAAUAACAUUAAAAAUGGUACUACGGCUAAAGUGGAGCAAUACAUGUGCCUGGUGUGUCACACUGGAAAUGACGAGGAUCGUCUGUUGUUGUGUGAUGGCUGUGAUGACAGUUAUCAUAUCUUCUGUCUCAUCCCCCCGCUACACGAGGUUCCCAAAGGAGACUGGAGAUGCCCCAAGUGCCUCGCGCAGGAAUGCGGCAAACCUCAGGUGGCUUUUGGCUUUGAGCAGGCUAGCAGGAGCUACACCCUGCAAACCUUUGGAGAUAUGGCCGAUUCCUUUAAAUCAGAUUAUUUUAACAUGCCAGUUCAUAUGGUUCCAACUGAGCUGGUAGAGAAGGAGUUUUGGCGCCUAGUCAGCACCAUCGAGGAGGAUGUGACUGUAGAAUAUGGGGCAGACAUUGCCUCCAAGGAGUUUGGGAGUGGUUUCCCUGUGAAGAACAGCCAUUUUGAAGUGUCUCCUGAGAAUGAGCAUUACCUAACAAGUGGCUGGAAUCUUAACAACAUGCCUGUGCUGGAUGCCUCGGUGCUGACUCACAUUACAGCUGACAUCUGUGGGAUGAAGUUACCCUGGCUCUAUGUGGGCAUGUGUUUCUCCUCCUUCUGCUGGCAUAUUGAGGACCAUUGGAGCUACUCUAUCAACUACCUUCACUGGGGUGAGCCAAAGACCUGGUAUGGAGCGCCAGGUUACGCUGCAGAGCACUUAGAAGGGGUGAUGAAGAAACUAGCUCCUGAACUCUUUGAGUCACAGCCAGAUCUCCUUCAUCAGCUCGUCACCAUCAUGAAUCCUAACACGCUGAUGAACAACGGCGUUCCGAUCUAUCGCACAAACCAAUGCGCAGGAGAAUUUGUCAUCACCUUUCCCAGAGCAUACCACAGUGGAUUCAACCAAGGUUUCAACUUUGCUGAAGCAGUCAACUUUUGCACCAUGGACUGGAUGCCUGUCGGCAGAGGCUGUGUGACACACUAUCGCCAAUUGAAUCGGUAUUGCGUCUUCUCACACGACGAGAUGGUCUGCAACAUGGCCUUCAAAGCGAAAACGCUGGAUGUGGAACUGGCCUCUGCUGUGCACAAAGAAAUGGCUGCCAUGGUCCAAGAAGAAGAGGAACUUCGAGAGAAGAUCAACAAGAUGGGUGUGGUGCGUACACGGCAAGUAGAUUAUGAGCUACUCCCCGAUGAGGAGCGCCAGUGCUGCAAAUGCUGGACCACCUGCUACCUCUCAGGCAUCACUUGUGCCUGCAGUCCUGGCAAGGUGGUCUGCUUGUACCACGCCCAGAAUCUGUGUUCCUGUCCACUUAGCAACCUAGUUGUCCAUUACAAAUUUACACUGGAUGAGUUAUACCCCAUGAUGGAAGCGGUGAAGCAGCGUGCAGAGUCCUAUAAGGAGUGGCUUUGUGCUGUCCAGGGCAUUCUUGAGAAGAAGGAAAACAAAAAAAGAGGUCUGGAAGAACUUCACAGUCUAGUGGAGCAGGCAGAGACAAAAGGAUUCCCACAAACCACCCUCUUGGACCAACUGCGAGUUGUUGCUGCAGAAGCUGACAAAGUAGCUGUUGUGGCUCAACAACUUCUCAAUGGGAAGAGGCAGACGAGGUAUCGCUCUUGUGGGGGCAAGUCUCAAAGCCAGAACGAGUUGACUGUGGAAGAGCUGCGGUCUUUUGUUCAACAGUUGGACAACCUGCCAUGCAACAUUAGACAGGCACCUUUACUGAAGGACUUAUUGACUCGGGUUGAUGACUUCCAGCAACGCAGCGAAAGGCUCCUCUCCGAUGAGUCGCCUAACUCGGUCGAGCUUCAAGAACUGCUGGAUCUGAGCUUGGGGCUGGACGUGGAGUUGCCCCAGUUGCCUCGACUCCGGGAACGGUUGGAACAGGCCCGCUGGCUGGAGACCGUGAAGCAAGCCAACAGCAGGCCGGAUGACCUUUGCCUGGACACCAUGAGGAGGCUGAUCGAUCAGGGGGUGGGUUUAGCCCCUCACAGCUCGGUGGAAAGAGCCAUGGCUCGUCUGCAGGAACUCCUAACUGUAUCGGAGCAGUUGGAAGAGCGAAUGCUCAGCCUAAUGAAUGCCAGGCCGUAUCACAGUGUCGAAACACUAGACGCUGCCUUACAAGAAAUGGAAAACAUCCCCGCUUAUCUGCCGAACUGCCUGCAGGUGAAGGACACUGUGGUCAGGGCCAAAAAUUGGCUGCAUGAAGCUGAAACCCUCCAGCUUGGGGGGCGUAUACCUGUGUUGGAAAGCCUCUCUGAGCUGGUCCUCAGAGCAGAAGGCAUCCCAGUGAGGCUCGAUCCUCUCAGCAGACUGGAGGCUCUUAUCAGUGACGUGCAGACCUGGAAGGAAAGUGCUGCCAAAACAUUCCUACUGAAAAACUCUCCUUUUUCUCUGUUGGAGGUACUGUGUCCGAGAUGUGAUGUAGGAGCUGGGCUUCCCAGGUCAAGAUAUAAAAAACCUAAAGAGGGAACACAGAUCAAUAAGAGAUCAUCUGUAAAGUUGGACUCUGUGUACGACGUGGAAAAAGCUCUUUCUGAAAGCAAAAACUCUGCCUCUGCUAUGGCCACUCUUGAUGACGUCCGCGACAAGGAGAUGGAUACCUUGUUGGCUCUGAGGGUUUCAAACGAGUCCAAGAUUCUUCCUACUGAGAACUAUUGUGCACUUAGUGUUUGUGUUUGCCUAAAGGCGCCUUCGGGGGCCAUGGUGCAGUGCGAGCUCUGUCGCGAGCUUUUUCACAGCGGGUGCGUCUUAGCAACCGCAGACCUCAAAUAUGGGCAAGUCUGGCUUUGCCCUUUUUGCCAGCGUUCAAGAAAGCCACCACUGGACAAGGUCUUACCCCUACUGGCGUCACUGCAAAGGAUUCGGGUCCGAUUGCCCGAGGGAGACGCACUACGCUUCCUCAUCGAGCGGACGGUCCAGUGGCAGCACAGAGUUCAGCAGGCCUGUACAGAUGGACUGCUAGAGGAAGUGUCAAGGAUGGUGAGUGGACAGAGGGGCGUUUGGUGCAGGUGGUGUUAUUGUUUGUUAUAUUUUAUGUGUUUAUUUCAGGGGAAAAGCAGAUCCAAAAUAUCACAUAAAUGUGGCUGGUCUUUUCAUACGGAACACCAGUGUGUGCCAUUCCAGGGACUUAGCCCUGAGAUAGAAGAGCUUAUGGUGGAAGGGUUCCUACUGCAAGUCACACUUCCAGAGACCGAGCAGCUCUACACUUACCUGCUAUACAAAUUGGCUCCCCUGCCCGCUCAGAAAUCCCCAUGUAGAAAAAGCACAGAUGACGACGAGCUUCAGACAGACAGCACAAGACACCGCAAAAAGAGCGGAAGCUCGAGCCACAAAGAAGCGCAGAGCAUUCAUAGCAAAAGGACCAAACGACGCAAGGAAAGCUGUGAUUCUCAGCAUUCCGGGAAGGCCAAGAAAUGCUGCAAGAAGAAGUCAAAGAGGAGACGGAGUGAAGAAAGUAGAAGGAGUUGCUCCCCGCCACACGCCGUGUCAGAACCUGCUGCAUCUGAUUCGGAUGAGGACUACUCACUGUGCGCUGCGCCUUGGUGCAGAGAGCCAGAAGGAGACGAGUUAAACUGGGUCCAGUGUGAUGGCAGCUGCAAUCAGUGGUUCCACCAGGUCUGCGUGGGUCUGUCUGCUGAGCGUGCGGAGAUGGAGGACUAUAUUUGCAUAAGCUGCACACAGCCAGACUUUGACAGAGGGGACUGAAGACCAAAAAAAAGGGACUUUUUGCAGCACGCAGCACUUGGAAGUGCACUCCUGAACUCCUACCCCUUUACCUUGUGGCUUACCCUUAGUGAACGCGGUGCUAAUCGCUCGUCUCCUACGUUACAGCAGGCUCGCUUCAACUUUUUUGUCAUGUGGCUACUUCUACAGCCAAUAAGCUAAUCCCUUCCAAAACUUUCCAGUAUGAACAGUGCAGGGACUUUUCAACCAAAAGUUGAAGUUGAAAUCACAUCCAGCCCAAUUUUCCAGCUGGUGUCGGAACAAUGUGAAAGUUCAGAGUAAAUAUUCAUCCAAGCAAUAACUGAACUCAUUAGUUCCAGUUAAGUUUCAACUGAGCUGAGACAGUCGAAUGCCUUUUUGAAGUGAGACCCUUAUAAGAAUUCAAGUUCUUGAAUCUUGUUACAAAACAGUUCAGGUAAAACGUCAACACAAAUAAGUAGAAUUGGACUGUGCAGAGAUAGGAUUGGCUAUUUUAAUUCUAAGUUUGUGUUUGGGUGAGCAGGGGUUUGGGGUGGAAUAUUCACCGUCGUCCCUUUACAGUUCUCUGACUUGAUUUCCGGUCCGUUUCCCUUUUUUUGGUGACCGGGGAGAAUUUUUGUCAAAGUUCCGUGAGACUAGAAGGAUGUGCACGGAGAGAGGAUGAACGGUCCGACAUCCAAGGAAUGUACAUUUUCUUUUGGGGUGCAGUUUUCCUAAAGGUUUAGGUUGAACAUAUUGUGUUGGACUUAGAUUUAACACAGAUUGUCUGAUUUAUUCGCCACUGGUGUGAUAUUUUUCUGCUCCUUUGGCUAGAUAAUAUAAUUCAUAUGUUGCAGUUUGCAAUUUAAAAUAAAAAAUGUUUGUUCCCAAAAGUCUGGAC